AUGUGUUCAUUUAAUAAUAUAAAUGGUAAUGAUAUAUUACCAUCAAGAUCGACAUUUACGAGAGAAAUUAUUCGACAAGCAAAUGAUAUUUGUGAACGUCUAGGUAUUAUUUUUAGAAAAAGAGCUAAGCAAGAAUGUUUAGCUAUAAGUUCAGAUUUAUGGAGUGACGAAUUCAAACAAAACAGCUGUCUUGGGUUUACUGCUCAUUUUGCUGAUGAUCAGCAUAUUUUACAGUCUAUUGAUCUUUUUUGUGAACCAUAUAAUGAAAUAGAUAAAACAGCAGGGAACGUAUUAAAAUCAAUUACGGCUGCCCUUUCUCGUUUUGGAUUUGAUCAGUUAAUGGAUAAAAUAACUUUUUUUUGUGAUCGUGGCAGUAAUCUGAUAAAAGCAUUAGAAGAUUAUCAAGUGAUUCAUUGUUUUUCUCAUAGACUAAAUAAUGUGUUAAAACGAACAUUUUACAGUGCAGGUACCAAAGAAAAACAACAGAGAAAACAAAGAAAAGAAUCAUUGAAAAAGAAUCAAAAUGAUGAUCAAUUCAAUCGGAAUAAUUCAAAUGAUGAUGAUAAUGAAUGUCGUAUGUAUUAG
Molecule: messenger RNA, 585 nt
Organism: Rotaria sp. Silwood2
Lineage: Eukaryota; Metazoa; Rotifera; Eurotatoria; Philodinida; Philodinidae
Source: the annotation of a GenBank genome assembly